AUCAUGUGGAUUAUAUGUUUUGUUUUUUAUUUAGACAAGAUGUGAAAUGGAGAAAUAUCUGGCACCACAGCUUCCACCCAUUCCUGUUAUCCCUGAACAUAAAAAAUACAGAAGAGACAGUGCCUCAGUUGUUGACCAGUUCUUCACUGACAGUGAAGGGUUGCCUUACAGCAUCAACAUGAAUGUCUUCCUUCCUGAUGUUAGUCACCUCAGAACUGGCCUGUACAAAUCCCAGAGACCAUGCGUAACGCACAUCAAGACAGAACCAGUUACCAUCUUCAGUCACCAGAGUGAAACUACUGCCCCUACCCCUGCUCCCACUCAGACUCUCCCUGAGUUUACCAGCAUUUUUAGUUCUCACCAGACUCCCGAGGUGAACAACAUUUUCAUCAAGCAAGAGCUUCCUACUCCAGAUGUUCAUCUCUCUGUCACACCCCAACAGGGCCAGUUAUAUCAGCUCUUGAGUUCACCGGAUUUAGAUAUGCCCAAUUCUACUACUCAGGGAGCAAUAAUGGACUCUCUAAACAACGUUUCUAUGUCAUCAGCCAUGGCAGGCCUUAACACUCUCUCCUCGGCUGUUCCACAGACUGCAAUGAAACAAUUCCAGGGUAUCCCUCAGUGCACCUAUGCCAUGCCGAAUCAGUUUCUUCAGCAACAGGCCACUUACUUCCCCCCUUCGCCUCCAAGUUCAGAGCCUGGAAGUCCAGAUAGACAAGCAGAAAUGAUGCAGAAUUUAACCCCUCCUCCAUCCUAUGCUGCGACUAUAGCUUCUAAGAUGGCAAUUCACAAUCCAAAUUUACCAGCAGCCAUGCCAAUAAAUGCACAGACCAUCCAGACAGUCAGAUACAAUAGAAGGAGUAACCCGGACUUGGAGAAAAGACGUAUCCACUACUGUGACUAUCCUGGCUGCACAAAAGUUUAUACAAAGUCUUCCCACUUAAAAGCACACCUGAGAACUCAUACUGGUGAGAAACCAUACAAAUGCACAUGGGAAGGCUGUGACUGGCGAUUUGCUCGCUCUGAUGAAUUGACACGCCACUACAGGAAGCACACGGGGGCAAAACCAUUCCAGUGUGCUGUGUGCAAUCGGAGCUUCUCUCGCUCGGAUCACCUGGCUCUGCACAUGAAGAGACAUCAGAACUGAAAGCUGGACUUGUCCUUGAGGCUGUUUGUAGCUAUGCAAUUUCCUGUUGACUGUCAAUAUACAGCUAGAAUUAGUUUAACUUUUGACUAUGGACGAUCCAUAAAAAAAACUCAAGGAAACUGGAAAUGUAUAUUUUGUAUAUUUAUGAGGAAACAGGGAAGACACUGUAUCAAAAUACCAGAGUGUUCACUCAUUUUGUUUGCUCUCAUAACGUAUAUGGCUUUCGUCAGCAGGUUUCAUCUCAUUACAAGUAUUAUGUCUUGACACAUUGCAUCAUUUAACAUUAUUUUAUCUUGCAGUGUUUUGACCCAAAACACUGUUGUUAUUGUGGCAAUGUUUAGUAAAUGAAUUAAUGAGAGGUGGCUGAUGAAUGAAAGUAGAUGACAAGCCAUGAAUUGCAAUCUGUCAGGUUUUUACUAGAUAUAUUUAGUACUCAUUUUUUUUAAUGUUAUGUCUUUCUGUGGAGAUAAAAUAUGUAGAAAAAUUCAUACACAGCCAUAGAACAACAUGUUUGUUCUCUGUUGCAUGUUUGCUAUGACAAAGAUUUUGUAAAUAUGCAAAUCAGCUUUUUAGGUUUGUUACAAAAGUUUUCUAGGAAUGGUCUGAAAAAAGUCACUUUACAUUUGAUAAGAACAUGGCACACUUACAAAUACAUUUUAUUUAAAUACCUCUCAAAACAUUUCCAACUUAUCUUUUUAAGAGAAACAAGCUGCCCAUUCAGACAUUUUGUACUUGCUAACAAAUGUUGUGCACUGAAUAUUUGAAACAUGAUGGUGUUUUCAAAGUGCUUAAAAGAGCAAAACACUAAAUAAAUACCAAAAGGUUAAAUUAAUGAGGACAGUUAUAACAUACAGAAUGCUAAACCUCUUACUAUAAGCUAAACUUAGUAUCACUUUUUAAAAAGAAGGAUUUAGGAUGUAAUUUUCAUAGACAGACAUGGUAAGCUUGUUCAGCUCCAAUAUGAUCUAGUUUCACGUGGGUAUUUCAUGUACUUUAUCAGGAGGUAAAGGAUACAGUAAUUUUAUUUAAAAUUACAGUGCCAUUCAGUUAAUCCGCUGCGCACACUGACAGAGACGAGGUAAAAUUCCCUGUUGACAUAAAUAGAUGCCACUUCAUUGAAGCCAAUGGCGUUCUGUCUUUUUAUGUCAGCAGUGAGUCUGAUCCAUAGUUCUGCCUUGCAAUAGUAAAUGAAGGGCCAAAAAUGUGGUUACACUGUGCAGUAUUUGGCCAGACCAAAAAAUACAACUCAUACACAUCUGCAAUUCACAAGCUGUGAUAUCCAGCUGUCAACCAAAGGGUAGAAUAAACAACCAAAAUGCCAAAAAGGGGUCUCAAAAAAACAUAUAGCUUUGUUUAAACUGUUGUUUGUCUUUAUUUAUUUUGUGGUGUAUGGUAGACUUUUUAAAGACAAUUUUACAUACAGUUGAUAAGUUAUAGUUUUGUUUGUCAUAGCUAGAAAUGUUGCUCUUAAAUGUAAAUAGUUGAUAAAUGAUGUAAAUAAUUUUGUAAGGCUUCAAAUGUUUAUACAUGGAAACACAUGCAUAAAUUGGUUGCUGUUUCGCUUCUUUUUGCCUCCCCCACCUUAUUUUUGUAUUGUGGUAUUUCCUAUGCAAAUAAUGGAGCAAACAGCUGUAUAGUUGUAGAAUGUUUUGAGAGAGAAUGAAAUGGUUUAUAUAUAAAAGACAAUUUUUUGAAAAAUAAAACAAAGUGCCUAAAA
Gavialis gangeticus (Gharial) is the source of this 2861-nucleotide messenger RNA. RefSeq names its product Kruppel like factor 5 (gene KLF5). Bases 47 to 1144 code for a protein of 365 amino acids. Gene Ontology annotation, molecular function: RNA polymerase II cis-regulatory region sequence-specific DNA binding; DNA-binding transcription factor activity, RNA polymerase II-specific. Lineage: Eukaryota; Metazoa; Chordata; Crocodylia; Gavialidae. The transcript is spliced from 3 exons. Gene Ontology annotation, biological process: regulation of transcription by RNA polymerase II. The record is from RefSeq and is a predicted model, not a curated record.